Pipra filicauda (Wire-tailed manakin) is the source of this 6325-nucleotide messenger RNA. RefSeq names its product solute carrier family 41 member 3 (gene SLC41A3). Gene Ontology annotation, biological process: monoatomic cation transport. Gene Ontology annotation, molecular function: monoatomic cation transmembrane transporter activity. The coding region runs from base 4482 to 5570 and encodes 362 amino acids. The record is from RefSeq and is a predicted model, not a curated record. NCBI's taxonomy places the organism in Eukaryota, Metazoa, Chordata, Aves, Passeriformes, Pipridae. The transcript is spliced from 10 exons. Gene Ontology annotation, cellular component: plasma membrane.
ACCUGUAGUGAGAGGGGGGGCUAAGACACUGACCUCGAGUAUUUGUGCUUUUUUGUUUUUAAUUUGUGUGGUCCUAGCAGCCAGUCAGUAGGAUGGCUGUAGGCUUUCUCCUGAGCUAGAGAGACACUAUCCAUAUUCUUUAGAUCAGUAGCUGGGCUCCUCAUAAAGUGGGAUAGCGGCUUUCAGACAGGCUGUGUAACACUGCACUUGGUGCAUUAGACUGGGUGCUCCCUUUUCUGUAUUGAGCUAAAACACUUUGGGGGUGACUGCUAUGAAGCAACUGGAUCAGAGUACAGCACACUCCCCUGUUGCAUGAUAUUAUUUUUUUCCUUCAAAAAUUGCUGAUAAGGAGAUCUAGGUCAGGGUUGUUAUUAGCUACCUGUCUUACUUAGAAGAAAGUUCAUGCUUUCAGUUCUUUGCAAACAACCUAGUGUAAUAUUUGCUCUAGAAGGCAUUUAGAUACUGUUAUGAGAGGCUUGCCAGCAUAAAACAAUUAGCAUUGCCUACAAACAGUGCUUCUCAGGCAGCUUCUGAAGUGGAUAUAAAUUUGGAAUAACUUCCAUUGACUUCCAGGGAGUGCUGCUGCAUUUACACCAUUGUGCCCACUACCAGAAUCUAUCCCAUCUGUCUUUCCUUUGUACCAGUGGCACAAAUAGAAAUGUAAAAUUUGAUCUAGUUUGGGUGUCUCAUGCCAGUGUAUUUACAAAUCAAAAGGCUGGCAGAGUUUCCCGAGGAUAUAUCCUGCAGUCUGAGCUCACUGGAGUACAUUGGAUUCUCUGGCAUUAAUACCACAAGAGGAGCUAAAUAUGGAUACUUGAAUGUUUGGAAAGACAAUACCUUGCUGGUUUUUUCUUGCAUUAGAAGAAACAAAGAGGACAGAGAAGUUGAAUUAAAGAGAGUAUGAGGAAUAUCAAAGAAGGGUUAACUGAAGUGGCACACACUGUUGCUGUGCUGUUUGUCAUCUCCACCUUGUGCCGUGCUUAGGCACAGACCUGUCUUGCAGCAUUACAGAAGUUCUCAAAGUACCCAAGAUGUUAGCAGUUAUCUCAGAGAAGAAUAAAGACAUAGUACAUACCUUGGAGUGAAGAAAUAGAACACACUUGCUAAGAACUGGUCUCUGUUCAAAAAUGUAACUGUAUCCAAACUGAUGGAAAACACAUGUAUACCAUGUUGCAUGUGUCCUUUAAAUACCAGUGUGCACCCUAGUUUGUGUAUUUGUUCAUUAGACUCUUUGAAAUGGAGUCACACAUAAAGCGCAACCACAGGAACUGUAUUUGUUGGUGAAGGUCUUUCCAACUAUAUUGAAAAAGAAGCCAUCAGUCCAUGGGUUCAGUUCCCAGAGGAGGCAGCCCAGUGCAUUGAGAGUCACAGUUGGCAUAGGAGAGAUGUUAGUGAGGUGAACUACCACAGUGUCAACAACCAUGUAUCAAUAACAUCUAAAACCAAAACCAGUAGCUGGGAAAAUCCAGAGAUCUUAGCCUUUAAAGGUUUGGAAUACUCUUCUAUGCUUCUUUGUCUCUGAGCUGUUUAUUUUCAGCUUUUCUUGCUGCAAGUGUGAGAGCUAGAAACUCACUGUCCUGUCCAACUAAAACUUGAGUUUAAGUUUGUUUGCUUGAGGUACUGUAGGACUUAUAUUGCCAAUCAUGAGGGCUCACACUACUAAAACUACAGGUUUUUCUGGUCCUGGAGUCUGUGAUUUGCCCAUUUUUUCAGUGGUUGGUCUGGCUGAGGAAUGCUUUAUCCUAUUUGCAUUCACUGUAAAAUGUUCUUAGGAAACUCUGUGUUUGCCUUUGACAGGGAGAAAUAUGAGCAAGCUCAAGGAUUGUAUCAAGAGCAUAUGUGUGAGUUUAAUGCAGCUGCCCUUGUUUUAUUACAUACAAAAUAUCUUGAAAUAAUUUGGUUCUGUGCUGGGAGUCGAGCUGACACUCUUUUUCAGGGCUGACGUCAUUGUAAAGAGGACAACAAAGUGGAAAUUGCUAGUCUGUGUCCUAUCAAACUUGCCAGGAUUUUAGCAGUUUCUGAUCCAUCCUGGGAUGAAACCAAGAACUGUUCAUGUUACUGUUUACAAGAAAAACCAGCAAGAGAGAUUUGUCGAACCCAGUUGACUCUAAGGCUCAAACCUGAGUCUCUCAUACUGUAAUAAAAAGACACCCAAAGAAAUAGCUGUUUGCCAUUUUCUCUUCCUGGAUGUGCAGAUGAUGCAGUCUCUCUGCAGGGCUGAUAGCGUGGCACUGGUCUUUUCUUGUUGGAUGUUUCUGCAUCUGCUCCAGUGAUCCUUGGCCAGCUGGUUGAUCCAGAUUCUAGGCUGGUUGGCAUUGCUGGAGACCUUGCAGGGCCCUGCCAGUGUUUGGCCCACUCUUUUACAGUAAGGUGAAGAAUCAGAUUGAAGUUGCAUGAUCAGAUUUCAAACCAGAGAGUUCAGGAGGAAAGCUUCCCUUUAUUUCUCCCCUUUCAUGCCUCUCCAGUGGGACACAGUCCACAUAAAAGUCACAGACAAGAUAUCCCUGUCCUUUGUUGAUAAAAGCCCAUGAGACGAUGGGCAUUGUAAACGAUUUUGUAAUGGCUUCCUUUUUUACUCCAGGAUAUUUUUGAUAUUUGGCUUGUUCAGAGCAAUGAAAAACCUCUGAGGCUUCUGAGCUGCUGCCAUGGGAGAUGGAUGUCCUGGAGAGGUAACAGGGCAUGUUUAGGACAGUGAGGACAAUGUGAGGAUCUACAGCAGGGCUGGACUGCAGCUGGGGAGGCUGGCUCAGUACAUCACAGCUUCCCUUCCUCUGAGGGACCCCCUGGUCAGAUCCAACUGCUGUGGGGACCAGCUGCAGUGGAACACGGGGUUAACCAAGUUUCUUCAGAGCUCAGUUUUAGGGCUGAAGCUCCGUUAUGGAGAUGUGAAGUUGGAAAGAGUCUCUUUCUGGCUCUGUGUCCCUGUGUGGGUUUGCAAUGCUGCAUGGAAUGUUUCUGUUCCUUCUAGGCCAGUUUUCAUCUCCAAGGACAGAGACAAUUCCUAGACUUAGUUCAACUGUCUUUAUUCAAGCACUUCCUUGCCUGCAUAGCACUAACCUGCCCCGCUCACCCACUCCUCCAGCUGACAGUCCUGACAGUCCUGCAAGUCAAUGGCACAGGCAUCAUCUGUUUAUUCUGUAUUUCUGCAGUUGCUAACAUGAUGGAGUCCUGGAUACUGUGGUAGAAAUCAUUAUGAAUUUGUCCUUAGGCUAUUGGUGAGUCACUAAUGAGACUCAAAUAGAGGCAAUUAAGUCAGCUUUUUUUAUCAGUAUGGUUGUGUGAUUAUUAAUUGUUCAGAGCCUUUAAGUUUAAUGGUACAUAAGGCAGAGUCCCAGAAAAUCAUACCUCAUAUGCUGAAACUUCUGUUAUGAUGGUUUGAGACCUGCAAAAUUAAUCAUGAACAAAAGUAUUGGAGCUUACCUAGAUAUAUCAAAAUCAUAUUUCCCAAAGAUAACAUGCACAGGAAAUACAAAGAGUUGAGAGGUUUUGUUACUUACUUAUAUGUAUUUUUAUAUGCAAGAUAUCCAAGGUCUUAAGUAUAAAUGUCUUCACAUCUCUGUAUUUUAAAUGGGUGGGGGUUUUAACAUUGUGACUAUGAAGUCUGUUUUUUCUCCUCUUUCUUUUGAAGGAUUCAAAGAUUGUUUGGAUCUUUAUUCUUAAUCAAAAAGAGGAGAGAUGGGGAUAUUAAUCUUUAAAAGAGAUGUUCACCCCUAGCUUUCCUCAGGUAUUUAGGUUCCAUGUUAAGAAAUUUAAACAAAAUUAUAAUGUGUCAUAUAAGGUGAUUAUUUUUGUGUUGUUGAUUAUUUACUCAACAGUAACUAACUUACCUUUAACAUUUUGAAACAUGCCUGUUUCCAGGCCACUACUGCCAGGAAAUAUGCCUUUUUUACAUUGAUAAUAAUGUUUUGCCUCUUAUCUGCACGUCUGAGGGGUGUCUUGCACCACGUGCUCAGGACUGGCUCAACCCCACUUUCAUGCCAGCUUCCUGAGAAGGAAGCUGUGAGGUCUUCCCAGCAGACAGCCACACCACUGGCUUCCCACAGCUUCCCAUGGCACAGCCAAAGCAAAACACCAAGCUGUUACACCCUGCACAUAUUUCCUAAGAGGCACACAGCUGAAUGUGUCAACAUUUAUUGAGUCUGUCCAACCUCCUAGACUUUCAGGUUUAUAGAAUCACUAUGGAUGUGAAACAGGUGGGCAGGGAUAUGUUGUUUGUUUUCUUCUCUAGUGCCAGAUUUCGGGACCAUCAUGGGAUACUAGAGAGUGACAAGAUGAAAUUAAUGAACACAUUGAUCCUUCACAUGACACGUAGCUAAACUAUGGAAAUUGUUGCCACGGGAUGGUACAUGGGUUGGAGGGGGGAGAUUGGAUGAGCACCUGAAAGAGCAAUCCUUUCAUCAGUGCACUGGGAUGUGUUUCGGACAAUUACCGAAGUGUUUAUCCUGGUUCCUGCCUUGGUUGGCCUGAAGGGCAAUCUGGAGAUGACACUGGCAUCCAGGCUCUCUACUGCUGCUAACACUGGACAGAUGGAUGAUACCCAGAAGCAAUGGAAAAUGGCCACCUGCAAUUUAGCCCUUAUCCAGGUCCAGGCCACUGUGGUGGGACUGCUGGCUGCUGUUGCUGCUGUGAUCCUGGGGGCCAUCUCUAAGGGGUCUGUGGAGCUGAGCCAGGCUGCUGUGCUGUGUGCCAGCAGCGUGACCACGGCCUUCAUAGCUGCACUGUCACUUGGUCUGGUGAUGAUUGGCGUGAUCAUCGGAGCAAGGAAAGUUGGGAUCAAUCCAGACAAUGUUGCCACACCCAUAGCAGCAAGCCUUGGAGACUUGAUAACCCUUUCCCUGCUGGCGGGAAUCAGCAGUACACUCUUCAAAUACAUAGAUGUGAAAUACCUUUCUCCUCUGAUCUGUGCUGUCUUCAUUGUCAUGAUCCCUCUCUGGGUUGCUAUCGCCAAGCAAAGCCCUUCUCUUGCUGAAGUCCUGAAAUCUGGAUGGCAGCCGGUUAUUGUUGCAAUGAGCAUCAGCAGCAUUGGUGGGCUCAUCCUGGACAAAACUGUAACUGACCCAAACUUUGAAGGCAUGGCAGUUUUCACACCUGUGAUUAAUGGUGUUGGAGGGAAUCUGGUCGCCAUCCAGGCCAGCCGAAUUUCUACAUUCCUGCACUUCUGGAGCAUGCCUGGAGUUUUGCCGUACAAGAUGAGGCAGAAUUGGCCCAACCCAUGCACCACAUUCUUCUCAUCAGAGGUGAAUUCCAAGUCAGCCCGGGUCCUGUUCCUCCUGGUUAUCCCAGGUCACCUCGUGUUCCUCUACACCAUCCAUCUGCUGCAAGGAGGCCACACAUCUCUGUCCUUCACCUUUGUGAUGUUCUAUCUGACUGCUGCUUUGCUGCAGGUGGGAAUCCUGCUCUACGUGGCUGACCUAAUUGUGCGUCUGAUGUGGAGGAAGGCUCUGGAUCCGGAUAAUUUCUCCAUCCCCUACCUCACUGCCCUGGGGGAUCUCCUGGGCACUGGAUUCCUGGCCAUCUGUUUCCGCCUGGUUUGGCUCAUCCAUGGCACAGACAUGAACCUGGGGAACUGAGAGACCACGCGCAGAUCCGCGUCCCUCGUGCGAUACGGUGCUUUCCUCUGGGACAACAGGGUACUUGGCGAUGACUGCUGGGUCACCCAGCUGGAUUGGGCCUCCCCUGCCACCCUGACACUUCCCCUCCCCAUCGUGCCUUACGGCUGGGCUCGCCCGCCCCGAGGAAUCAGCACCCACAGACUUGCACCCUGGCAAGUGAGCGAGCCGGUUUUAAGAAGCGCCCGCUGCUCACACCUGCACCCAACAAACAAGGGGCUAAGGAGUGUUUGGGCCAUUGGUAAUGAAUGAGCAUUUUGGUCGGUGGUUUCAGUCCACCUACACGGCCCUGAGGCUGCUCCAAAGCCUGCCGAGGUCACUGCACCUGAUCCUCCAAGUGGAUGUUGCAGCCCCUCCAUUGGUAACUCUGACUUUCCCUCAAGGGAAAUUCUUCAUUCACCCCCCUUUCCUCCUGCUGAAUCCCUGGAGGAGAGCAACUAGGUCUUUAAACUUGUCUCCUCUCCAUCGCUCAGACAGAUGCUCAGGAUCUGAGGCAGUGAGCUGCUGGCUCCCGCCCAGCAGGAGGUUAUGUAGGGAUACCACCUACCUGCCCUGGCAGCAUCACUGGUGUCUGACAGACAAGCUGGUUUGAUUGCAUUUUGGGGGUAGGAAGGUUUGUUUUUACGGUUUAUGAAAUACCCAGUAGUUAAAAUGUUUAUAGAAACACAUAUAUAAAUAAAGUGGGUAAAAAAAAAAAGAAAUGCUGUGGAUUUGGG